GACGUAUUAAUUUUUUUUACAUAUUUUAAUCCUAAUUUUUAAUAUGAAAUAUCUAGAGAACAAUUAAGAGUGUAAAGUUCAAUAAUACACUUUGAUAAAUAUAAUGUUAAAAAUAAGUCUAAGCCUAUUAUUAAUAAUGUAAGUAAAUAAAAUUUGUUUUGGUUAAAAUUAUUAAGUACUAAAAAAUAUUUAAACAUUAUUUUACAUAAUUUAAAUUAUAAAUUUAAACAAAAUUAGCUCCUUAAUUUUAGAAAAUAAUAUCACAAUUAAUGGUCAUGCCAAACCACAAAAAAACUAACACCAUGUACAAUGCAUAUUAUAACACAAAUAAAUUUUGUAUAAGUAGGGAAAAUAUAUAACAGAAAACAUAAUUUACAAAUUUGAAAAUCAUAGAAUAUCAGUUAAACAAUUUUGAUGAAGAUUAGGCAAAAAGAUGUCCGCGCAUAGUGCGGAUUUGUAUCUAGUUAAAAAAAAAUAAAAUGGCAUAUGUUUACCAAAAGUAAUUAAGUCAAUAAAUUAAAUUUAAGUUGAUGAACACAACAACAACGUAAAUUUAAUAAAGAACCAUCUAGCAAAAAUAUAUCUGUUUUAAAAUUAUCUAACUUAACCUCUAUAUAAAUUGAUUGACCUAAGAUACAAGUCAAUAAUUAAGCAGGGUAAUUUUAUUAAAAUUCAUGAGAAAGGGAUAGAAAUCUAAAAAUAUGUUAAUGAAAACAACAUAUAAAUCCAUGAACAUGAAUAAAUAACCCCACAAUUAAAAUGUCAACUUUAUAAGAAAGCUUAUUAACCAAAAUAUAAGUCAACUUUUUAAACAUAUAUUAAGUAUUUUUGUGAUAGUAAAGUUACUAUUCCUAGAUCUUUAUAUAAUACUUUAUUUGAUGAUGAAGUGAGUAUAAACUCAAAGUCAUGAUCAAAAGAUUUAAAAGGUCACCUAGUGACAAUAUUACAAACAUUGUUGGUUUUUGUAAUAUAUUUAUAUAACGCUCUUCUACCUGAAAACAAUCUGUAAAUUUGUGGAAUACAUCUCUGUGUAAUAUAGUAUCUAAGCUGUUCAUACCUUUAUGUUUUAAAACUUUUGUUUUAUGAAGAAUAAUAAUAAAUAUAUUUACCUCAUUGUAAAUUUACGAAAUUCUUCUUUUUAUGUAAAACAUAGAGGUAUUUAUUGUUUUUAUUUAUUUCUGAAUUUCAUGGAUUUCUAUAUAAUUGCUGAAUAAUUAUAAAAUAUGGAAUAAAUAACCUCUAUACAAAUCACUGAUGGGUUGUUUUAUAUCAGCAUAGAAAAAAGAUUAAAACAAGUUAUCAAAAAAAAGACAAACUUUUGUGCGCAGAUUAAUAAAAUUUUCUUAUUUUAUUUUUAGAUGAAACAUCAUUUAUUAGCUAUAUAGAUGUUAUUGAACCAUUUGUAGAACAUACUGCAGAAUACAAAUUAAAUGAUCAUAAGGAUUAAAUAUAUAAGUAUUGAAACAAUUUUUUUUCCCGCACAAAUGAAUCAGAAUGAAUGUCCUUUUUUCUAAUGAAUUAUUUGCGUUAGAAAAUUCAACUUGUUUUAGGGUAUUUUUUCAAACUGCUCAGGAAAUCAACAAGUACCUGCCACAGAUAUCACCUUACCAAUGAUAUGUUUUAUUGGGUAUAUGCUUGAUUGUGGUAUAUGCUUACAAUUGUUCCCUAUAGUACGUAUUACGUCGUAUAACACUUCAAAAAUGGUUAUAAUUUACAUAGUUUGUUAACGUUGAUUUGACAACAUAUAUUUAUUUCUUUAUUUGGUCAGUCAAUCCUACUAUCUAUAUAUAUGUGGCAGGCCAAUAAUAUUACACAUAUGGACCAGGAUAAUCCCAACCAAACAGCUUUAAGAGAAAAAAAUAUCUAAACAUUAGUCUUUAAUCAAGCAAAAAUGCAUGCAUUGGGCCAUACAUUUUUCCCAAACUUUGGGCGGGAGUCGACGGGAGUGUACGAGAGCUACAACAUUGUCAGAGAUAACCAUAACAACGGCACGUUUCUUGAUUUUCCGGUACCGAAUAUGUAUGGAGUGGUUCAUCAUCAGACCAGCUUAGUGGAUUCUGUUUCGUCGGAGGGAAACGGAAUAGACAACAAUUUGGUCGUGAUGAAGAAGCUUAAUCACAAUGCUAAUGAGCGUAACCGUCGCAAGAAGAUCAACUCUUUGUUCUCAUCUCUUCGUUCAUGUCUUCCAGACUCGGAUGAGCUCAAGAAGCUAAGUAUUCCUAAGACGGUUUCUCGGAGCGUGCAGUACAUAACGGAGCUGAAAGAGCAAGCGAAUAAGCUAAGACAAAAGAAGGAUGACCUAUUGGUGCGAGUAUUGGUUCAAAAAGAACGUUACGUUCAGCCGCAACCAAAGGUGAUUGCUAGUUAUGUUUCCACUGUUUUUGCGACUAAGCUUAGAGACAACGAAGUGAUGGUACAAAUCUCAUCGUCCAAGAUUCAUAAUUUUUCCAUAUAUAAUGUGUUGAGUGGACUAGAAGAAGAUGGGUUUCUUAUCGUGGAUGUUUCAUUUUUGAGUUCUCAAGGAGAACGAAUCUUCUACACUUUGCAUCUCCAAUUGGACACGUUUGAUAAUUACAAGCUAAUCUGCGAAGAGCUAAGUCAAAGGAUUUUGUACUUGUAUGAGAAAUUUGGAUACUCGUCUAAAUGUUAA
Messenger RNA from Brassica napus (rape), 2650 nucleotides. Its product is annotated as transcription factor ORG2-like. Gene Ontology annotation, cellular component: RNA polymerase II transcription regulator complex. Gene Ontology annotation, molecular function: DNA-binding transcription factor activity, RNA polymerase II-specific; protein dimerization activity; RNA polymerase II transcription regulatory region sequence-specific DNA binding. The transcript has 2 exons. Bases 1892 to 2650 code for a protein of 252 amino acids. Gene Ontology annotation, biological process: regulation of transcription by RNA polymerase II. Lineage: Eukaryota; Viridiplantae; Streptophyta; Magnoliopsida; Brassicales; Brassicaceae. The record is from RefSeq and is a predicted model, not a curated record.